AUGACGACUUCCUCCAAUGAGCAGUCGCAGCCCAGCGACACUCACCCAAGCGACUCAUUCGCCCUCCCACAAAACACUACGUUGGCCGAUGGCACCUCGCCGCGCUCUACAAAAGUUGUGUCUUUUCCCGAUGAUAGCACCAUUUCCCCCUUGAUGAUUGGCAAGAACAAGGAGCUUGACCAGAAGGAUUACCUCGAUCUCGACAGGCCUACAAGAAGUUACCCCGCAAGCAUCAGCAAAAAGAAACUAUCUGGACGGCCCUCAGUCGAGCGACUGGGAUCAACCAAGGUAGCGCCAAGUGAGGGAAAUCCAUCCUUAUCUUCCUUGCUCUCCAACAGCUCAACAGACGUUCCCUCUGACGGACAGCAUCCACAUGAGAAUCUAUUGAAGCAAGUGGGCACAUGGCUCAAGCAUGAACGAAGCAGACGUCAUGCACGCAGGGCAAGGCGCAAAGCUGCCAAGGAGGGCGCUGCCCAGGAAUCGACAAAGGCCGUUCCUGAUGAGACGACCGAUGAGCCUCAUGUUCUAGCUAGAAGCAGCUCCGAAUCGUCUCAUGGCGAGGACUCCCUCGACCAACUGGCGCAAAUCCUUGAAAAGACCCUAUCCAUGAAGCCGGCCGACGCUAAGAGGAGGAUGCAACACUUCCGCAGAUCAUCAACAGGCUUGAAGCGACACUCCGCCAUCUCUCUAGACACGGAUUACUUUGAAUCCGUAGACCAGCUAGUCCCGAGUUGCGAGGCUAUUCUAGACAACUCGAAGACUAUGGCCUACAACGUAGAUGAGUCAGACAGCGAGUCCGCCCGUCACGUAUCUGAGAAAGAAGCACGCAAAGAGAGGGAGGCAUGGACCAAGUUCCGGGCCGAAAUCCUUCGUCUAGCUCAUACACUCAAGCUCAAAGGCUGGCGGAAGGUGUCUAUGGAACAGAGCAAUGAGAUUGACGUACAGAGGCUGAGCGGCGCCUUAACAAAUGCUGUUUAUGUUGUCUCGCCUCCCAAGAAUCUACCGCUUCAAGAACAGGGCGACGACGGCCAGCCAAAGCCCAAGAAUCCUCCUCCCAAACUUUUGUUACGUAUCUACGGCCCACAGGUAGAACAUCUGAUCGAUCGAGAGUCUGAAUUGCAGAUUCUUACACGCCUUGCUCGAAAGCGGAUUGGUCCACGUCUACUCGGCACCUUCACCAAUGGACGCUUCGAGGAGUUUCUUCAUGCAAAGCCGUUGACUGCGAAGGAGCUGCGCAAUGCAGAGACGUCCAAGCAAAUUGCUAAGCGUAUGCGAGAGCUUCAUGAAGGCAUCGAUCUCUUGAAGGAAGAGCGAGAGGCCGGUCCAUUUGUCUGGCAAAACUGGGACAAGUGGGUUGAUCGCUGUGAGCAAAUCGUCACCUGGCUCGAUCAACAGGUUCGAGAGAGCAGCCAAGACUCUGCACAAGCUCCUGGUGACAGAUGGAAGAAGCGGGGAUACGUGUGCGGUAUGGAGUGGCCAGCGUUCAGGCAGGUGGUUGAGAAGUAUCGAAGAUGGUUAGAGGAACAGUACGGUGGCGCAGACAAGAUCAACGAGCGGAUGAUAUUCGCUCAUAACGACACCCAGUAUGGCAACAUUCUACGUAUGGUGCCGGAAGGCGAGUCGCCUUUACUGCUUCCAGCAAACCAGCACAAGCAGCUCGUAGUCAUCGAUUUCGAGUACGCUAACGCAAACCUGCCCGGUUUGGAAUUUGCCAACCACUUUACUGAAUGGACAUACAACUACCAUGACGCGGAGGUUCCGUGGCGUUGCAACACCAAGUACUAUCCGACACUUGAAGAGCAACACCGCUUUAUCCGGGCGUACCUGAUGCAUAACCCCUCGUACAAAGCUGCUGGGGGCUAUACUUCUAACCCUGCCACCCCGCACCUGGGUCCUCUUCCAUCCUCUGGCAGCACCACCGCACUGGCAGCGACUGCCGCCCCUAGCAAUAUCUCUGCAUUCAUGCUAGACUCACGUGCUCCACCUGGCGAGAAGUAUCAAGAGCAGGAGGCGCAAGCCGAGCGUCAGAUUGAAGAAGAGACUCGCCGCUUACUAGCUGAGACCAAGCUCUGGCGUUUAGCCAACUCCGCUAUGUGGGUAGCAUGGGGUAUCGUCCAAGCUCACGUUCCAGGCCUUCCCGACUUCGAUGCCGAGGACAAGAAGGCGAAUGCUAACCCUAGUAAAGAAGCGGCAGAGUUAGACAGUGCAACAGCAGAGAUUAGGGCUGAGGCUGAGGCUGGAGAGAAGGGGGCUGGGAUCGUGAGUGAAAGGAUGGCGGAACAGACACAAGAGAACAAAACACAAGCGGAGCAAGAUGCUGACCUUUUCAAACCGCAGGAUGAGGAAGAGUUCGACUACUUGGCCUAUGCUAACGACCGCGCAAUGUUCUUGUGGGGUGACGCCAUUCGCAUGGGCAUAGUGAAGGCAGAGGAGGUGCCCGAGGAGUUGCGGAAGAGAGUCAAAUUAGUGGAAUAUUAA
Messenger RNA from Alternaria burnsii, 2478 nucleotides. Its product is annotated as kinase-like protein. The transcript is spliced from 5 exons. Gene Ontology annotation, molecular function: choline kinase activity; ethanolamine kinase activity. Gene Ontology annotation, cellular component: cytoplasm. The coding region runs from base 1 to 2478 and encodes 825 amino acids. Lineage: Eukaryota; Fungi; Ascomycota; Dothideomycetes; Pleosporales; Pleosporaceae. The record is from RefSeq and is a predicted model, not a curated record. Gene Ontology annotation, biological process: phosphatidylethanolamine biosynthetic process; phosphatidylcholine biosynthetic process.